CAGUAAUCACUUUCGUAAAGCCGAGGAAUUGUUGAACAACCAUUAACCAAUCCAAGAAAUCCUUUAUAUCAAUCAUGAUGCGUUACAUAACAUCUAUCUCCCGCACAACAUCUAGGUGCGCCUUGGCUUCGAAGCGAAGAUUUUCGACUACGACGACUCUUCGUCUUGGAAAAGACGAGACUGACAGGAAACACGCCACGGAUAAAUCAGACACCCUUGAUGUCCAAUCUGAGGCCGUAGCUAGAGGGAAAUCCAGCAGAGAGGCUGGCGGUCCCCAGAACAAUGCUACGAGCGAAAAAGACCUGAAUCGAAGCAAUAAAAGGGCCAAGGAGGAACAUCCAAAAGCUCCAGAGCCUGUGAUUGGUAUGAAUGAUGAGAGAGGCACCAAAGGCCAUUAGCCGAUCAAGAUCGCCGUGCUAGGGUCCAAGAACUUGCAAACAAAGAACAGAGACAUUGAGAAGAAAAUGGACAAACUCUCUCAAAUUUGUACAAAUACCGACAAGAUGCAGUUUAUGCUGUAUAGUAUGGUCUAUCUCAAAGAAACGCAUAAUCUUUAGGGGUCUGUUUAAGAGCUCAAACUUUUCCGACU
This is a messenger RNA of Xylona heveae TC161, 589 nucleotides long. RefSeq lists its product as hypothetical. The record is from RefSeq and is a predicted model, not a curated record. The transcript is spliced from 2 exons. Lineage: Eukaryota; Fungi; Ascomycota; Xylonomycetes; Xylonales; Xylonaceae. Bases 75 to 398 code for a protein of 107 amino acids.